AUGACAGUGAGUUCCCUAGCAUUCCGGCCAUCUGGAUGGGCCUGGUGGAACAAUACUGAACAGGUCGCAAAUCAGCAGUCUUACAGAGUACAGUCCGCUUUUGUGGUCUGCCUUUCUGCCUUCAUAUCUGGAUCAGGUUCAGAAGAGGGCAGACGUUAUCAUACUCUAGAAAACACGGCGACCGCAGGAUGCCACACUUCAACCAUGGUAACAACGGCUCGACGUCUGCCGCCAAGUCCUCCAGGUCCUCCUCCAGGUCCACCUCCGGGUUCGCCUCCAGGCCUUUCAGGUCUCCCUCCAGGUCCUCUAGGUCUUUCAGGUCGUCCUCCACGUCCGCCUCCAGGUAUUCCUCUAGGUCCUACUCCAGGUCCUCCUCCAGGUCUGCCGCCAAGUCCUCCAGGUCCGCCGUCAGGUCUUCCAGGUCCGCCGUCAAGUCCGCCUCCAGGUCCUCCUCCAGGUCCGCCUCCAGGUCCCCUCCAGGUCCCCCUCCAGGUCCCCCUCCAGCCAGCGGGCCCCCUCGCCCCCCUCGCGCACUUGGGCCGAAGAGCCGCCGUGAGGAUCCCCGACCCUCCGGCAGAGCAGACGAGAGCAGCCGAAGGACGGCCCCGCCUCGGCCGACGGACAACGUCGCCCUCGGACGCCGUCGACUUGCAGGGCCUCGGCCUCGGUGGCCCUCCGAGCGAGAGGCGGAAGGAGCGCCGAUGCCUCUCGAUGUCGCGGGAGUCGUUUCUCUGGAAAACGGAUCGCGAGUACAUGGAAAUAGAAAAUCUACAUCCAAUUUGUGACAGGACAUAA
This is a messenger RNA of Penaeus indicus, 795 nucleotides long. Its product is annotated as WW domain-binding protein 11-like. Lineage: Eukaryota; Metazoa; Arthropoda; Malacostraca; Decapoda; Penaeidae. The transcript has 5 exons. The record is from RefSeq and is a predicted model, not a curated record. The coding region runs from base 1 to 795 and encodes 264 amino acids.